Arachis ipaensis is the source of this 2772-nucleotide messenger RNA. RefSeq lists its product as uncharacterized. Gene Ontology annotation, molecular function: protein binding. Lineage: Eukaryota; Viridiplantae; Streptophyta; Magnoliopsida; Fabales; Fabaceae. The record is from RefSeq and is a predicted model, not a curated record. Gene Ontology annotation, biological process: cell surface receptor signaling pathway.
UAGCACAAAAAUGUCUUUUUCCCUCUUAUAAGAUGAGAUACUGGAUCAACACAUCUCUUUUCCUCCAUGCACUUAGAAAAAUGGAGUUUACUCUACAAAAUUUAUCAAAAUCUCCACCAUCUACAUAUUUUAAUAUAUAUAUCAACGGUACAUGUGAACAUCUUCCUAAUAUUAAUCAAAUCAUCUACAUUUAAUUAAUUGAUAUUAUAAUAAUUUUUGUUAGUCAAAUCCUCCCUUUUAUCAAUUUUUUGAUACUCUCUUCCUCAUCAUCAGACACCAGUCAAUCUGGCUUCCACCACCAACAUUCCACGAAGGAGCAGCGGCACCACCACCACCAAACAAAAGAUCACAUAUAACUAUGCACUACACUACACUCCACCACGACCACUACCUUCUUCUUCAAACACAAAUUAACAACUAGUAGUUAACAUAGCACUACACCCCGCCCCUUCCCCCGGCGGGUCUUCUCUCUCUCUCUCUCUCUCGUGAGUUAGUUAUGGGAAACCCAAACCCUAACCAGGAGGAAGAGAAGACCCUUCAAGAAGAGCUUUCAGGUCCCAUCAUGCUCGGCGACCGAGUCAUCAAACUCGCUCAGGAGUCCGACUCAUCCAAAGUCGACUGCGCCGAACUCGCCAAGAAGGUUCAGCUCCUCUGCGACAACCUCCGCUCCGUCGUCCGUGCCGCCACUGCCCAACCCCUCAACGAGCGUCCUAUCCGCCGCAUCGUCGCCGAAGUCUCCAAGACCCUCGACCGCACUCUCGCCCUCCUACGCCGCUGCCGCCGCAACGGCGGCGUCCUCCGCCAGGUCUUCUCCAUCACCACCACCGCCGAUUUCCGCAAGGUCUGGAACCUUCUAGAGUCUUCUAACGGGGACUUGCUCUGGCUCCUCAGCAUCUUCGAUUCCAAAGGUACCAACCUCUCUCUCCCUCCAAUUGCAAGCAAUGACCCUAUCCUCGCUUGGGUUUGGACCUACACCUAUACCCUCCAGUUGGGAACCCUAAAGGACCGUGCUGAAGCUGCAAUGGAACUUGGUUCUCUUGCAAGAGACAAUGGUCGGAACAAGCUUAUUAUCUUGGAUGAAGGUGGGGUUUCGCCGUUGCUCAAGCUUCUUAAAGAAGGUUCUUCCCCUGAUGCUCAGGUAGCUGCUGCUAAUGCUCUUGUUAGUAUUGCUAGGAACCAAGAGAGGGUUGUUAGGUUCAUUGUUGACUCGCUUGGGGUCCCCAUUAUUGUUCAGGUUCUUGGGGAUGCUGCUAUGAGGGUUCGUGUCUCCGUGGCUGAAUUGGUUGCCACCAUGGCUGAGCAGGACCCUCGUGCACAGGAGGAUUUUGUGAGAGCCAAUGUGACUAGGCCGCUUGUGUCGUUGUUGUCUAUAGAUACUGUUCUUGCUGAUCCCAUGGCAGGGAGGGCUAGCAUUCAUUCUUUGGUAGUGAAUUUGUCGUCGUCAUCUUCGAUUGGGGAAUCGUCUAAUUCAGGGAGUUUGGAUGGGAGUAGCAGAGGGGGCCAGCAUAGGAGGGAGAGGGAGAGGGAGGCUGAGAGCCCUGCGGUGAGGAACGAGGUCAAGGUGAGUUGUGCAAGGGCUCUUUGGAAGCUUUCCAUAAGGUGUCUUCUGACUAGCAAGAAAAUCACCGAGACCAAAGGUUUGCUUUGUCUGGCUAAGAUUAUUGAGUCUGAGAGUGGAGAAUUGCAGCUCAAUUGUCUCAUGGCUGUCAUGGAGAUUACUGCGGUGGCCGAGGUAAAUUCUGAUCUUAGGAGGGCUGCCUUCAAGUCUACUGCUCCCGCCGCAAAAGCAGUCUUGGAUCAGCUUCUGAGAGUGGUUCAGGAAGUGAACCAUCCGGCAUUGCUGAUUCCUGCAAUUAAGUCGAUUGGUUCCUUAGCCAGGAACUUCCCUGGAAAGGUUCCGCAUGUGCUUGGCCCUUUGGUUGCUCAACUUGGUAACAGAGAUGUGGAUGUGGCUAUUGAGGCUGCUAUUGCUUUGGGGAAGUUUGCGUGCUCCGAAAACUACAACUGUGUUGAUCAUUCUAAGGCAAUACUUGAGCUUGAUGGAGUUCCUAAGCUGAUGAGAUUGCUGCAGAACAAUGACCGUGCGCAUAUGCAUGGCCUUGUUUUACUUUGUCAUCUUGCUUUGAAUGUGGGCAAUAGUAAGGUUCUUGAACAAGAGCGCGCCUUGUGUACUCUAGAGAAGCUAGCCCGUCCUGUUUUAGCUCAGCAUCCUGAUCAGAAGGAUCUCUUCGCAAAAGCCAUACACAACCUCACUCUUUAUCAGCCGGGAGCUCAAUUGCACAGACAGUCCUAGGGGCUAUAAUCCCCACUCGUAUUAAUCAAAAUAAUUGGUCCUUCGGAAGGAAGUAAGCCUCAAGAUACGUGAACACUUAGAUCCGGAUCCAGAUCGUGUCCCACCAUGUUAACUUGUACAACAUAGUCAAUGAUCAUACUUUACUUGACCUGAGGAUAUUCGGCGCUAUUCAUCUAGCAGCAAUCCAAUGUUUGGGAAGGAUUGAGUGGCAGUCAUGCAGAGUUCUAUGGACAUGAUGAGCUUACUAUCGACAUCGAUUCAGAAGUUAUCCUGGUAAGAAUUCCCUGCUAGUAUUAUUAACUUUGUAAAUAAAUCUACUUAUAUUGUAAUGAAUUAAGCUUGCACAUACUUUUUCGUGCAUGAAAAGGUGUCUCCAACGCAUGCAAGUUGAAUAUUUUGACAAGAAUAUCAUUUUAAUCAGUUAAUCCAAAGUUUUAAUUGUGACAUUAUUUCAGUUGAUGCAUUUUCUGCUAGAAUUA